Messenger RNA from Diaporthe amygdali, 354 nucleotides. RefSeq names its product seed maturation protein pm25. The record is from RefSeq and is a predicted model, not a curated record. The coding region runs from base 1 to 354 and encodes 117 amino acids. The transcript is spliced from 2 exons. NCBI's taxonomy places the organism in Eukaryota, Fungi, Ascomycota, Sordariomycetes, Diaporthales, Diaporthaceae.
AUGGCCGACACCACUCUACCCAAGGACGAACUCAAGACCCGCGCCGUUGAAGGAGCUCCCCUCUCCCAGGCCGAGGUCUCAAACAUAGAGUCAGAGGAAACAGCCAGGACAGGCGUUGGCCCAGUCAAGGGCGGACCUGCGGCAACGUCUCAGAGCAUUUACGACAAGCAGCAGACUUUCUUCCAGAAAGCUGGUGACCUGGCUCGAAAGCCCGUCAGUGAGAUCACAAGAGAGGAUGCGGCGGAGGUACAAAAGGCCGAGGCUCGGGCGUUGGGAGAGCCACCGGGGGCUGGGACUACGUCGUCGGUCGUUCAGUCUAUUGCUGAUCAGAAUUCUCGCCUAAAAGAUCAGUGA